AGAGGACACAGCUCUCGAGCAGGGGGGGAAUCUGUGGAGACAUUCUUGACAAAUUGCUUUAAUGUUUUGAGCGCCUUUAAAAUCGCUUUACUUUGUUCCCUUGAAGCAGGAGAUAGGGAUUUGUAGUGCAUUGAUCUACCGCGAACCGUGAGGAAUCUGCUCAUAUUUUUCCUCGAGGAAGGAGGAAGGCUGAAGACAGCCCCCUCGGAUCCGUUUAUUUAAUUAGACCACCGUCUCCCCAGUUAUCCAAUUGGCUCUAAAGCUUCCCUGUUUGCGACGAUGUCGUUCAUGAACAGUAGAUUCUUUCAGGUCCUUGGUCGCCGCCCAUGUGUCGUCGGGUUCGCGAUUGCUGCUGGGCUAGUUUGCUUGUCAGCAUGUGGAACGAAGCCUGUUUCGGAAACUGUUGUUUCGUGUGAGGAAGCGCCAAAGUUUGUUUCGCUGUCGCUCCCAGAGCAGAACUCGUCUCUGAUGUUCAAGUGUCCUGAUGGAUCGUCCUUGUUUCCAGAUGAGAAAGAGGGCACGUCCACACAAUAUUGCAAGGACGCGUCCUGCUCACAGACAGCAGCUUUAAUUGACGGAUUGAAGCUCCAAGAGGUACAAGAUGCAGACGUCGACGACGCCCAUAGCGAAGGUCGCGCAACUGCAGCACAGGCAAAGGCGUACAAACUCACAGUGGAGACACAGCCGGAACAAGCGCACACUCUCUAUUUCCUGUGCAAGUCCACGGACGGUACUCUGGAUGAGUCUCUGCCAGCCAAAGAUGCGAGAGACCCGCAUCCAACGUCGAAGACAACUUGCACAUUUCAAUUUCCCGUGUACAGUAAACACACCCUCUCCGAUCCACCGGCAGAGGAGUGUAAGGAAGGCCAGACUUUGGAAGUCGCCUCGGAUUUCAAGCCGAAGAAGGUCACGUUUCGAUGCGCAGAUAACUGGACACUGUCGCCAGCUAAUUUCGAGAAAGCAUACAAGGGAGAAGCGUGCGCCGAUGACAGCGAAGCCACGCUUGCCGAUCUCGGUUUUGGUGCGAAACGUGUAGAAGGGAAAGCGACCACCCUCUCGGCAAAGAGUCCUGCUUACGCUUUGGAAAUCACCGACUUUCCAGCUGGUCCCAACAACCUGAAGCUCUGCUUUAAAUGCAAAAGACUGUCUGAUCAGAAACAAAUUACAUCGGAGCCGUCUGAAGAUGAGUGUAGAAUCAUAGUUGAUGUGGCACCUAAGAAAACUCAACCAGAUGAAGAGCAUGGAGAGGAUGGGCCAGCGGGAGACGAAAAACCUGGUGAUGAAUCAACUGGACAGCCCUCAACAGACGGUGAUGGAAAUGAGAAGCCCUCUACAAGCGGGGCAAGCGACCAUUUCAAGCACAGCAUUCUUAUUUCUGGUGCCCUUCUCCUGGCCUCUGUCCUGGCCCUGAGGCCAAUCCUAGCGUAG
This is a messenger RNA of Toxoplasma gondii ME49, 1428 nucleotides long. It is a transcript of the gene SRS47B, whose product is annotated as SAG-related sequence SRS47B. Gene Ontology annotation, cellular component: membrane. The coding region runs from base 280 to 1428 and encodes 382 amino acids. Lineage: Eukaryota; Apicomplexa; Conoidasida; Eucoccidiorida; Sarcocystidae. The transcript is spliced from 2 exons. The record is from RefSeq and is a predicted model, not a curated record.